AUGUCAACGAAAACACUAACAACAGAUUUGGAUAAUUGCUUAAUCAAUUUCACAAGCAAAGUGUUAGUCACCAAUUUGCUGGAUGAAUACGGUGGAUUACUUGAGGAAGUUGCAAAAACUGUUCAAGAAUUUCUCGUCGCCGAGGAGAAGAAAGGCAAAGAAUUCGAGAAGAUAUUCCUUCUGAGUGGAAGACAACCCGAGUCCGAGGAUGAGGUAAUUACAUUGGUUCCUGAUGAAAAAUUACAACAAAGAAAAGAACAACUCAGAGAUGCCACAUGCAUGCUAUACAGUGCUGAAAUUGUUGGUGGAUCGAAAUCACCUCCAACACCAUUUGUUCCACUGCGGCAGAUGGCUAUUAAGUUAGAUAGUUUGGUGGUGAAAGAUUCUCCAAUGACUCGUGGGUUGUUGCCUGUUUCGAAUGGAACAAGUUCCAAUGCCAAUAAUGCCACCAAGGAGCCCACAAAAAAGACUGGUGGCGCUCUUGGGGCGAUGUUUAAAAAACAAGAAGCUACAACAGCAGCUAAUGCUAAGCCAGUUCCUGAGACAAGUACUCCAAAGAAGCUCGAAGCAGAGAAAAAAGCAGACAAAUCUGGGUCUCUGGGAGCAAUGUUCAAAAAGCAGGAAGCAGCAGCGACUAAGAAAAGCCCUAAGGCUGAACCAGAAAAGAAAGCAAAUCCCUUGGGAGCCAUGUUCAAGAAACAGGAAGCAACUGCUGCCACAAAAAAGUCUCCUACAGAGAAGAAAGACAAAUCCGAAUCGAAAUCUUCCAAGAAAGGCUUAACCAACUUCGUAACGAAUAAAGAAGAGGACAAAAAAGUUAAACCCGUUCCUAAGAAAGUUGAACAGAUAAAGGUCAAAGAAGAGCCAAAUGUCUCUGUCAAUUUGUUCGAAGAGAGUGAAGCUUCUUCAGACGAUGAAGAAGCCUUAGAUGCUCUCAAGCGCGAGGUGCUUACAGACGACGAAGAUGACAAACCAGCCACAAGCAGCAAACGGCGUCGCAUCAUUGAUUCCGAUGACGAAGAUACCGGUCCAGAGGUUAAGGUCGAACGCAAGGAAGUCACCGAUGAGGCAAUGGAAGUAGAAUUGGUCGACGAGGAAGAUGAGGAACCAAAGAAAUCUGAGACAUUCUUAGAUGAGGAUGGUUUCAUUGUCACAAAGAAACCUAAAAAACAGUCAAUUCCUAGGAAACCAAAUCCAACACCAGUGAAAUUAAAAACUCCAACAAAGGUGAAGAAGGAAUCACCAAAAUCAGCAAGCUCAUCGAAAAAGAAGGACACACAGAGUAAGACACCAGCCCCGAAGACAAAACAGGGAAAUAUUAUGAAUUUCUUUACAAAGAAAUAA
This is a messenger RNA of Eupeodes corollae, 1344 nucleotides long. RefSeq names its product DNA polymerase delta subunit 3 (gene PolD3). NCBI's taxonomy places the organism in Eukaryota, Metazoa, Arthropoda, Insecta, Diptera, Syrphidae. Gene Ontology annotation, biological process: DNA replication; nucleotide-excision repair, DNA gap filling; DNA synthesis involved in UV-damage excision repair. The transcript has a single exon. The coding region runs from base 1 to 1344 and encodes 447 amino acids. Gene Ontology annotation, molecular function: DNA-directed DNA polymerase activity. The record is from RefSeq and is a predicted model, not a curated record. Gene Ontology annotation, cellular component: delta DNA polymerase complex; nucleus.